CGGGUUCACCGCCGCCCCACGCGCUGUGUUUACUACAGCCGGUGCCUUCUGGCUGGUGGCGGCGAUGCCACCGCCUGUCCCCGCAGCCCAGGGCGGCUCCUCCGUGCCGGAGGGGCGCGGGGAGGAGAAGAAGGCCACUGCUCCGCCCGGGAAGCAAGGGGGGAGCAGCCGGACACCCCCUGCGCGCACGGGGACAGCGUCCCCUCUGCCGCAACCGCCCGGACAGCCGGGCCACCGGCCGACACCUCCGUUGGCUCCCCCGCAAGCUCCCGGUCCGCCCCUUCCCCCCAGCCCCGGGAGAGCCAAACAAAAGGGAACGGAGGGACCAAAGGACAGCAAUCCCCUUCCGAGGGUCCCCGUCCGAGGGUGGCGAGAGACACCGCGCCUCGCAGGCAACCCUGCCCCAGGGAGGUGGCACCGGGCUAGUACGUAAAGCUCCAAGACACAGCGAAAGAGUUCUCAGGAUGCCAGAGCCAGCAAAGUCAACCUCAGCUCCCAAAAAGGGCUCCAAGAAAGCUGUGACAAAGACCCAGAAGAAGGGUGAUAAAAAGCGUCACAAAAGCAGGAAAGAGAGCUACUCCAUCUAUGUCUACAAGGUGCUGAAGCAGGUCCAUCCUGACACUGGCAUCUCCUCCAAGGCCAUGGGCAUCAUGAACUCCUUCGUCAAUGACAUCUUUGAGCGCAUUGCUGGAGAAGCCUCCCGCCUGGCCCAUUACAACAAGCGUUCCACCAUCACAUCCCGGGAGAUUCAGACAGCCGUGCGCCUGCUGCUCCCAGGAGAGCUGGCCAAGCACGCGGUCUCAGAGGGCACCAAGGCUGUCACCAAGUACACGAGCUCCAAAUAGCCAGACAUCCCCUCUGCAAAUGGGACCAUCGAGCACCGGGCCCUCCACACCAGCACAGGUAGGCAGCCAUGGUCUGGAUGAAUGGUCACAGCUAUUAUCCACAGCAAUUUGCAGCCUGGGGAUGGGCAUGAGAAGCUGCCCAGACAAAGAGGAGACAGCAAUCUGGAUGUCAGCUGAUUUUUAUCAUCUGUUCAAGAUGUGGACAGGAUUUGUCAAAGCUGGUAGUGGAGGCCCCUGCUUUUACAUCUCAUUCAAAGAACUGACCAACCAUGGUAUAUCCAGUCUCCUCUGUGCUUGGCAAACAUUCAUGUUUGGCACUGGGAGGGGGGACUGGCAGCGGCAACACAGAGACACCAUCACCAAAGUCUUCCUGUUUGACUGCUUUCUCACAGUCAUCUGAUAUGGGUACUGAAGAGUCAGCGCUGCAUCCUCUCUCUCAGAGCCUGAAUCCCUCCUGGUGUGCAGUGGCUCAGCCCACCCUGUGCUGGCAGAAGUGGCAUCAACAGCUAUCAGGCACAUAUUGAUUCAACAGCUAUCUGUGCUUGACAGCCUGUUUUAAAGAGCAAGCCUGGCAGGCAGGCAGGCAGAUGCCCACGUUGAUACCCAGCGCUAAUCCUCCUCCUUGCUCCUGAUGGAUGAGCCAUGGAGCAAGAUGAGGGCGCUGGCGCAGCUGCCCACUGCCUCCCACCUUGUGCUGAGGUGGAGGGAUGGACAAGGUGGGAUGUUGGGAGUGGGUCUCUAUCUUUCCUGGCUGCUGCUUUGCCUGCCUUAGGACUUGCUUUGGCAUGCAAGACAUUGCUAAUUCUGCUGCUUUUCAGAGACUUUUCCUGCCUUGAUGCUGCCUGGGUGUUCCCUUCCACCAUAAGUGUGGGCAAGAUGGGGUGGUGCCCAUGAGGGUCCCCUCUCCUGUGAGCAAUAGGGUGGUGCAGGACAAACAGCAUAGAUGUUUUGGGCAGGGACUGAGGAUUUGGGAAGGCAUCUGGUGUGGGAGCACAGGUGGUUAGUGCAUUUUGAGGGGUGGGAGGAAGCUCACUCCCCACAGAGAUCACUGCAGGCAGCUCUCCCGGCCCUGCCCUCCCUAAUUCAUUCAGCAGUUAGAAAGCAAAAGCAAAACUGGGGGCAGGGUGGAUAUAUAGGGACUCUUGCCUGCAUCCCAGAUAUUUAAAAGAUUAAAUAGUUUUAAACUGCUUGAGAUACUCCCCAUAUCUUUUCAAAGCCCACAGUAAGAAGAGCAAUAAUGAAAUCGCGAUAAAGCCAUAGAGAUUAAGGGAGGAAUGUCUUGGUUAUAGGUUUAUCUUGCCCAGACUGCUGGAUAGCAGAAGGGCCUGUGUAGAACUGGUGUGAAGUUGAAGCUUCCUACUCAAAACACAAAAUUAGCCAACAUUAAAAAAAAAAAAUCAAAGUCUCUGGUAGGCAACAACACUCAAAUAAAAAUAUUCAUGUCUAAAAUAACAACAGCUUUCUGCAACUUACUCUGUAAAUAAAAGAAGCAGCAAGGAAAUAGGGUCCAGAACUAAGUGCAGAUUCUCCCUAAGCUUCAAGACCUUGUUUUUUAUUAAAAGGUAAAUUCAUAUCCCAAAUUAGCUAGCAGCUAUGCAGUACAUUUCUGUCUUUCCCCUGCAUUUAUUUCUAUCCUGUUUCUUUACACUUUGAGAGUGUUUAGGACCUUUGGCAAAUUUAUGUUGCUUUUGGAGCUGUAGGACUCUGCAGCUCCAGAAGAUUCGCAUUGCAGUCAUUUUUCCAGUUGGUCUGAGGCAUAGCCCUGCUCAGAAGUCUGAGAGCAGCCUAGGGUCUCAUAUGGUCUCUGUGCAAGAGUGAAGGUCAGUUUGUUUAUGGGCUGCUUGCACACCCCUGCUUUGGGUGUGAGCACCCCACAAUUGAGAGGGGGCUUUCCGCCCACGCUCUGCUCAGCGAUACCACACAGCUCUGUUUCAUGGCCUAGUGCCAGCAGGAAUCUCUGUUGGUAGCUCUCAGAAAGAACAAAACCCAGCUCCCUGAGUGCCAGCACACACAAGGAGCAGCUCCCAGCAACAGCACCUGUAUUCAGUAUCAGUAGCAUUGGUAACCUGGGCCUCUUGGCCAGGACACUUUGUAGGUGACAGCUUAGUACUUCCUUUUGUUUCCAAUCAAAUAGUCAAAAUCAGAUACCAAAGAUUAACAUGUACCUGCAGUGGGCCUAGAGCCACCAUCCUUGACACCUCUGCCACAAGAAAUCCAAGCACUGGAUGAUGCAUCAGGGGGACUCUUAGGAAGGAAGGGCUGGAUGGCAUUGCUGGAGCUUUCUUCUUCUGUCCCUCUGAGCUGCAGGUCAGAAUUCAUCCCUGUGGGGAGUCCUCUUGAAGGCAGGAAUUCAGAGUAGAAUGAACCCACUCCAGUCCAAGCAGUGUGUUUGAGCCAGGACACACAUCUCCCAUGAUCACCUGGCACAGCCUCUACACUCUCACUCUUUUGAGCAGAGCAGAGUCCCACUUGAGUCUCCACAGGCUGCAAGAAAUCAGGAAAAUGAAAUGAGGUAUUGGCCCUCCAGGGUCUCCUGGGCAGCUCAGGGAGCAGGAAUGAGGCUGGGCACUCAGAUGAGAGCUGCUCACUCCAUACUCAUACUCAGAGUCCUGGUCCCAUUUUCUUCUGCCGCUGUUGUCAUUCUCCAUUUUUGGAGAUUGUUUCAGAGGGAGGAGAACCAGUGAUUUCAAGCUACAAAAAUACUUGAAGGCUUAAAGAAGAUUUUUAUAUUGUCUAAAAGCCAAGUGACUGAAACUGAUCAUGUCCAUGCAUUUAUAGUUUAGGUGGUCUUUUAUGCCUCAUUUGCUCUUCACUGUCCGUUUGUAUUUUUUUUUUCACUCACUCCUGACAAUGUGAAGCAUUGAGGAACGGAUCCAUGUUAAAACAAACCUUUUUUAUUUUUUUCCUUUCUUUCAAGCUUUGUUUUAACCCUGUUCUGGUGGCUGCUCUGUUCUGUCACUGUUGUACAGAAAUUUGCACCAGCAAAGGGAAGGGAUGAUCCAGGGAAGGCAAAGCUGGUAUAAGCUAGGACUGACACAGAAAGAAUUUGGGAAGUUAAUGUACAGAUUGAAAGUUGGAAAGUAAGAUGAAAAAAGUAAUACAGCCUUGAUACUAACCUCAUAUUAACCCCAAGGAUAUCACUGCACUGAGUUAUUUGUUUUCAUCUACAAUUUAAAAGAGAAAAGCUGCUGUAGAUCUUCUGAUUUCCCACCCUGCUUCCCUAGAAAGGUCUAAAGUCCAUCUGCCUUUCACGACAGAGUUCAACCUAUAGAGGAACUGAGAGGCCACCUACAUGGAGGCUUGCUCCUGCUCAGGACAGACAGGUUUUUAGUCAAGCAUGGGGAAAACGAGCAAAAACAAGUUUGGAGGAUGAGUGCCUGUCCUGGACACAACUGUGUGCCCCACAAAGGGACACUAAAGAGUCCUGCCCAGUGGAGUUGUGUGGCCUGUGCACCCUUCAUUCUGGUGAGAGGCAGCCAUAUGGGUCGCCCCAAGUCCUGCCACCCCUGGAGUAGAGUUUGGCAUGGCCUCUGCAUAGCCCUGAGCAUCUGUUCCAACAUAGCAUUUCCUGACGAUUUACAUCCAGAUCAAAUUGUUUACAAGGAAAGGAAGAAUGGGAACUGAAUAUUAAAAAUCACUUAAUGACAUAAUUUGGAGAGUUUCCUGGGACCACCACCUCAGGAGCAAUCUUUCAUGCUUACUCCGUGCAUGGUAUCUCUUGGGCUUAUGUACGCAGAGUUUUUCUGACAAUAAGUGUUACAUCAAGUAUGAUCCAUGUUAUAUUGCUGCUGGGUUAUGACCUUAGUGCUAAUUACCUGCUUUCUGUUAAGUGUCUAAAUAAAAUGUAACUUCCAACCUGUUGGAAGUCAAUGGUACCUA
Molecule: messenger RNA, 4724 nt
Organism: Vidua macroura (Pin-tailed whydah)
Lineage: Eukaryota; Metazoa; Chordata; Aves; Passeriformes; Viduidae
Product: histone H2B 5-like
Exons: 2
Coding region: 465-845 (126 amino acids)
Cellular component (GO): nucleosome
Molecular function (GO): structural constituent of chromatin; DNA binding; protein heterodimerization activity
Source: RefSeq, a predicted model, not a curated record